AUGACUCCUAUGGAUAUGGAUGAAGAAUAUUACUUGGAUGAAGAAUUGAAGACAACCCUUGAAAACCUGGAGAGUGUAGAGUCUGAGAAUGAAGACUUAAAGGAGAAUGUUAAGGUUGAAGAAAGUACAAAGGUGGAAGAAACCUUGAAGGACAUAAUCAAUCUAAAGACUAAAGAACAUGGGAAGCUGGAACAAGAGUUAUUGAAGGUGAAGAAUGAAGCAAAAGUCAGUGAAAGUGGUGCAUUAUUGGACAAACUAUUAUCCAUGCAAAAAUCUCACAAGGAUAAGGAAGGAUUGGGUUCUCCUAGCGAAUGCUUUAAUGAAAAAAGUAAAGGAAAAGGAAAGAUUGAAGAUCUGAAUAAACUUGAAGAUUCAAAUAAAGUUUGGAAUCCAAGACCUACUAUAAAAAGGCCUUUGAUUCAACAACCUAAUGCUCAAAGUAGGCAGGUCAAGGUGAAUGAAACCAUGAUCGCUGAGGCUACGGGUCUACCGAUGGAUGGUAUCAAGUUCUAUAGGGAUAGGAAGUUGUUCAAUGCUGCAGUGAAGAAAUUCCGUAAGGAUGAGGAGGAGAAAGCCAAACUGGUGAAGGGAAGCCAUACUUACUACUCGCCGAGGGAUGCUAUCUCCAACCCCAAAACCAAUCCUGCUAUACAUGAGGGUCUGAUUGUGAUUUUGUACAAUCACAUCAAGAAUACCACCAUCCAUUUGAACAUUGUAGAGGUUUCUGAGUUGCAAGAGGAAUUGAAAGAAUUAGAUGAUGAUGAUGAUGGUGAAGGUUAUGACACAGAAGCUGAUGUUGAGGAUGACCCCCAAAUAACUAGGUCGAGCAAGAGAAGAAGAAAAACAAGGAAAGAGAAUCAGAGAAAAGGGUCAGCCAAAAUGAAGCAGAAGGGGGAGGAUGAUGAUAGCUGGUAUGAGGAGGAAGAUGAGACUGGGGAUGUUAUGGAUACUGAGAGCGAGGAGGUCCAAAUCCUCUCCAGCCAAAAGCAUAAAAGGAAAACUCUGAAAAAUGAGGAUGUGCAAGCUAAGAACCGUUUGCCCUUCUUGAUUGGUUCUAAGGAUAAGGUUCUAGCUAGGGAGGACAUUGCCAUGAAGGAAGCUAAGAGUAUAGAUGUGAGGGAGGUGGGUCUGGAGGUGAAUUUGGAUCCUGUGGGAGACAAGGUCCAGGAAGGCUCCCAUCUAGAUAUUGACCUUUGCAUCAAAAAUGGUACGAAUAGCUUCAACAAAGUUUUCCUUUGGGUUCAGAAGGAAAUUGCAAGCAUAAAAGCUAAUCAAACCCAGGAAGCUAGCAAAAUUGAGACUUUAGAGGCUAUUGGCACUGGUAAAUUGAACUCCCUCCCUAAUUGUUUAAGUGAACUUACCAAAACAAUCAGUAAUGCUGAGGAUAUCAUUAACGCUCAACAUAGUAGCUUCCAAAUCCUGGAGAACAGAGCUGGGGCUAUUGAAAAAAGGCUGGAAGGGGUUGAGAACAUGCUCAAGAAGAUUGGGGAGCAGGGUCAUAAGAUCUUGAAGGCCACCUCUGCAAGUAUGAAGGUUCUUAUCAGUAAGAUUGAUAGUGACCAAGGGGAUAAGGCCUUAGCAAACAUUACUAAGGUGAAGGAAGACACUUUUGAAGAUAAGGAGAUUAGUCAUGGUAGAAGAACUUGCACGAGCACCAGAAAAAAGAAAAGCCAAAGCAGGGAGAUUGAGGAAAUCAAAUAG
This is a messenger RNA of Cryptomeria japonica (Japanese cedar), 1701 nucleotides long. RefSeq names its product intracellular protein transport protein USO1-like. The record is from RefSeq and is a predicted model, not a curated record. NCBI's taxonomy places the organism in Eukaryota, Viridiplantae, Streptophyta, Pinopsida, Cupressales, Cupressaceae. The coding region runs from base 1 to 1701 and encodes 566 amino acids. The transcript has 4 exons.